GUUCGACCACACAGACACGCCACUUCCGCCACAGUGUCAAGCGCUCUCUGACGCAUUCGUUUGGAGAUAAACUUCGAGGGAUUGGAAAGUCUGGACGGAAAUCUUACCAAGUGCAACAAUGGACGCGCAGCUCCCACCUCACGCGGGAGCCAAGAUCUCCGUGGUGGACAUGCACACGGGCGGGGAACCGUUACGUAUCAUCGUCGGCGGGUUCCCAGAGGUCAGAGGUGACAGUGUUCUGUCGAAGCGGCGCUACGUGCGUGAACAUUUGGACCACCUGAGGAGGCUGCUCAUGCUGGAGCCGCGAGGUCACUACGACAUGUAUGGAGCUCUGGUGGUGAAGAGCGAGCUGGACCAGGCGGAUCUGGGGGUCCUGUUCAUGCACAACGAGGGCUACAGCACCAUGUGCGGCCACGCCGUCAUCGCGCUCGGACGCUUCGCGGUGGACUACAAACUGGUGAAGGAGCCGCGGUCUCCUGAAACUCUGGUCAACAUCGACUGUCCGUGCGGACUGGUGAAGGCCUUUGUGCAGUACUCGGAGGGGAAGACUGGCGCCGUGAGGUUCCACAGUGUCCCAGCCUUUGUCUUCGCGACAGAUGUGGUGGUCUCUGUGGAAGGAUUUGGGGAGGUGACAGUGGACAUCAGCUACGGCGGCGCUUACUACGCUUUUGUCGCUGCUGAGAGGUUUGGACUUGACGUGUCCAAGUCCAGAACCAGAGAUUUGGUUGAUGCUGCAACCGCUGUCACCAACGCAGUCAAGUCUCAAGUUAAGUUGGAGCAUCCGGUCAGCCAGGACUUGGCGUUCCUGUACGGCACCAUCCUAACCGACGGCAAGGACCAGUACUCGGACGAGGCUACCGGAAACAUCUGUGUGUUCGCAGCUGCUCAGGUGGAUCGCAGUCCGACCGGAUCUGGAGUCACAGCUCGAGUGGCUCUCCAGUACCACAAAGGUCUGAUCCAGUUGAACCAGACCCGGGUGUUUGAGAGUGGAGCCACUGGGUCUCAGUUCACUGGAAAAGCUGUGCAGGUGACGAAGUGUGGAGACUUCCCAGCUGUUGUGGUGGAAGUGGCUGGACGAGCUUUCUACACCGGGGUUUCCAGCUUCGUUCAGGAGCCGGAAGACGAGCUGGCGCAUGGAUUUCUGCUCAAGUGACCACCGGGUCCAUUUGAGGUCAAACACCCUCCGUCAUCAGGGAAGGAUCAAUGCUUGAUGUUAGCAAAUAUAUAAAAGAACAU
Synchiropus splendidus (mandarinfish) is the source of this 1236-nucleotide messenger RNA. RefSeq names its product trans-L-3-hydroxyproline dehydratase. Gene Ontology annotation, molecular function: hydro-lyase activity. The transcript has 6 exons. The coding region runs from base 119 to 1153 and encodes 344 amino acids. NCBI's taxonomy places the organism in Eukaryota, Metazoa, Chordata, Actinopteri, Syngnathiformes, Callionymidae. The record is from RefSeq and is a predicted model, not a curated record.